UCCAUAGCUUGCCUCAAAUUUGCGCUUACAUACUUCGUUUACUCCGAUUCGCGUUAACAUGCUGUAUUUUCAUUAACAGCUGUCCGAACGCUAUAUGCAAAUGUUUUUCUUAUCUGUGUGAUCUGAGAAUGAUAAUGCAAAGUUUAAAUGCGCCGACCGUUAGCGCUUACGGCACAGCCUCUAACGGCGUUGCUCGUAUUUAAAUUUCAAACUGCCAGCAAAACACGCUCUCAUGACAACCAAUAGGUGCGCAUGGCCACCAGAGUCGCCAAGUGGAAAUCAACAAAGUAUCCAACCGGCUGGGCUGUGGCACUACAGCGCCGAGUGUGCUUGUCCCCCAACGCAAGCGAACCAGUUGUCAGUUGCAUGAGGUGCCAGCGUCGUCUCUCAAGUUGAAACAUAUUCAACGCAAAACUUACGUAAAUUCUGCAUAUGCAUUUUUAAAUAUAGACAUACGCAGGUAACGCCAUGUUGCAAGGAAUGCCCUACAAUCUGCUAAAAUUAUAUGCAGCGCCUAAUUAAUCAAGCAAAGAAGCCCAACGCCCAGCAUGAUUAUGGCUUCUUUGCGCGUAGUCAAUAGAUUAGUGUGUCGUGGCUUUGUUGUGCUGACGCUGCUGCUCAUGUUUUUCAAUGAAGUACUUAUUUACUAUAUAGCGCAGUCCAGCUGGAACCCAAUCGAUUGCAAGCUGGAAAACUGCACACGUCUGCUGCUUAUUGCAGAUCCACAAAUCCUAGGCACCUCCUACGAUCGUUCAUCGCACAGCCCGCUUGCGCGUUACGACUUGGAUCGUUAUCUACAGAAAUCCUUUGAUCGUGCCGUAUCCUUUACACAACCUCACAUUAUAGUAUUUCUAGGUGAUUUGCUCGACGAGGGUAACAUAGCUACCGCUCAGGAAUACAAGCAAUAUGUGCAGCGCUUCAAGCGUAUCUAUAGGAAUAAGAAGCUAACAAAUUUUCGCAUGAUUUCUGCCUACUUUCAGCGUGUUCAUGUCCCUGGUGAUAACGACAUUGGCGGCGACAAUGGCGACUACAUUUCCAACUCAAAUCAGCGACGUUUUGAAAAUCACUUUAUGAGCGAGGAUCUGUUUGACUAUGACAAUCAUUUACGUUUCUUCAAGAUCAAUCGCAUGCUAUUGGAUUUCACAAAUCCAGAUAAGGAGCACAAUGCCGAACGUCUACGCAUUGGAGUCACCCAUGCACCACUGCUUAUUGGCGGUGGGCCGCUGUUACGCGCCGUUAUUAGCGAUUUGGAUCCACAUAUUAUUUUUUCUGGUCACUGGCACGAAUCGCGCAUAUUUAUAUACCCGUCGACAAAAGUAAUUAAUUUUUAUGAGAAUGCCGUGCGGCAUUUUGAUCUGAAAGCGCUCAAGGAACAGGAGCACAGCUACCUGGAGAUUAUGGUGCCAACAUGCUCGUAUCGUAUGGGUAAAUCCAAGAUUGGCAUGGGGUAUGCGGUGCUAGAAAAUUAUAAUCUAAGUUACACGGUCCUGUGGCACCCCAAUCGCUUUAUACUGCUCUUCACAUAUGUGUUUUGGGGCCUAUUUGUGCUGUGCAGUGCCAUUGUCUACAAAAUGAUGACACGAUGUCCCUUCCGAGUGGCCAAACGGCAAUCUGUUUAUAGUCGUGUAGCAAAUAUACCUCAAUUUUAGACUGUAUAAUCCUACAUAUAUUUAUAAGCAAUAGAUUCUUUUUAUUAACUAGUGUAGCUUGUUAUAAUCAAAAUAUAUCGCAUAUUAAAGAACUGAAUAAGUAGAAGCCUAACAA
Drosophila montana is the source of this 1764-nucleotide messenger RNA. It is a transcript of the gene Mppe, whose product is annotated as Metallophosphoesterase. The transcript has 6 exons. The record is from RefSeq and is a predicted model, not a curated record. Gene Ontology annotation, biological process: GPI anchor biosynthetic process. Gene Ontology annotation, molecular function: hydrolase activity. The coding region runs from base 549 to 1649 and encodes 366 amino acids. Gene Ontology annotation, cellular component: endoplasmic reticulum. Lineage: Eukaryota; Metazoa; Arthropoda; Insecta; Diptera; Drosophilidae.